AUUGCGGUUGGGAUAGCUUGCAAAUCGACACGACGCGUACAGUAAAACCACAGAAAACGGCAAGGGCAAGAAAAGGGCAGGGAUUCCAAUCGGCUUAAUAAUUUGCACGUAAUCAGGCUAAAAUGGUGAAACAGUGGGUUUUCAGCGGUCAGCAACAACAAAUUGAACCGCUUAGCCGAGUGCUUAAUACAGUUUGAGUCGAUCUACAUGAGUAAGCAAAUUAUGUUGGAAAAAAAGCCUAGUUAUGGCGCGAAAGAUGCUAUGCUUAACAAUGUAAAGAAGGACGCUUAUUUGCCUGAGAAAAGACCAACGUUGCGAAGGCGAAAGGAAAGAAUGACUGGGGGACAGAGUCCGACUGGAAGCACUCAAUCGUGUGGGAGCAACGGGCUCAGAGAUAGCCCCGUGGAAAAGGGGCAUCUACCUGCUUCAAACUUAUUUGUGUACCCGCUACAAAAGAAGUAUAUAUGCCUUGACUGUGAAGGACUUCUCUGGUAUCCAGUUCAGAUCAAACCUUGUGGGCACAGGGUGUGCACUAAAUGCUACACAAAGUUGCUAAGCUCUUCAGCAAGAUGCCCGGGUUGUAUGGAUGAAUUGAACGAGAACAUCCCUGACAUCGACAAGGCGUUCCACGAAGAGAUUCAGGAAUUGGACGUUAAAUGUCGUAAUGUGGAAUGGAACUGCAAGUGGGAAGGAUGCGUGAAUGAAUUCUCCUCUCACGUGGAAAAGUGUGACUAUUCUGACAUUCUCUGCGAAAACGACUGCGGGGCCAAGUUUCAAAGGCGUUUCCUCACCAAACAUCUGGAUAAGGACUGCCCCGAAAAGCUCAUCACGUGUCUUUACUGCGAUGAGAAACACUUACGAAAGGAUAAGAAGGGGCACCUAGAGAACUGCCCUCUGCUGCCUUGCCCUUGCCCCAACAAGUGUGACAAAAAGUUGACCAUACAUAGAUGUGAGCUUGAUUCACAUGUAGAAAACGACUGUCCACGAACCAAGCUCAUGUGCGAAUAUGAAGUGCUCGGCUGUGGACACAGGGGUAGCCGCGAGAAAAUGCCGAAGCAUAACAAGACCAACAUCAUCGCGCAUGUUAAAAUGGUGGCAGACUUGGCAUUAAAGAACAAAGAGCUCAUAAUGAGAUUCUCAGAAAAGCUCAGCGAGCAUGGGACGUUGAUAGAGAAACACGAAAAACGCCUCAACGACCUCGAGAAGAUUGCUCACAGCCAGCUGAUAUGGAGGAUAGAGGAUUACACGCGGAAGAUGAAGGAAGCGAAAGCGGGAAACACGGACACCCUGUUCAGUCCAACCUUCACCACGAGCAAGCAUGGAUACCGACUGUGUGCAUCGGUCUGCCUCAAUGGCGACGGCAAGGGGAAGGGAACACACAUGUCUGUCUUCAUCAGCGUGCUUAAAGGCGCAUUUGACGCUCUCCUCAAAUGGCCGUUUGAUUACCGAGUCACAUUUGUCCUCCUGGAUCAAAAUGACGACCCUGCACAACGCAAGCACAUCAGAUUCAGCAUCAAACCGAAUCCGUGCGCUGACAACGAGCCCUUCCUUGGUCGUCCACGGCUGGAGAAAAAUGCCAGCUUCGGUGGCGCUAAGUUUGCCAAGCACGAGGAAAUAGUGUCUCGUAACUACAUCAAAGAAGAUACCAUUUUCCUCAAGAUUUCCGUGGACUGUGAUGGACUUAGUGAGCCUUAGAAGACCAGGUGUAGAUAGAGUCCUUACAGCACUGCACUGCGGGAGAUAUGGCCAUGGCAGGUCGGGAUAUACCCGGAGAUUGUUCACAAUGCAUGCCCGGAUUAUGUCCAAGGGAUGUCCGGUAUGUAAUUCACGGUUUUUGCUCAAUAGAAUUGACUAAUUAUCAAAAGCAAAAGUUCUUGAGCAUUUUUAAGCCUUGCACAUUCCUAUGUAGCAUAGCUCAUGUACCAUAAGAUGUACUUAGUUCAAGGGUGGAGGAGGUGAUAAGGCUUGAGAUAGUUAUGUUUGGCCUCGCACGUACUCGUGUAUCAUAACGAUAUAUUUCAAGGAUGGAAAUGAUUAGUGCUUGAGAUGGUUAUGUUCGGCCUCACACAUCCUCGUGUAUCAUAAAGACUUAGGGCGUGUUUUUUAACUCGUGAUUCCGGAAUGAGAAUAAUUAGAAUAGAAAAAGCGCGCGUUCGUUUAUCCCGCGUUCCCAUUCCGGAAUGGAAAGAAGGCCAUUCCACCCAUUCUGUUACCUGUAGCAGAAUGACUCGAAUGCCAUUCUGAAUAUUCUCUACCAACCAUUCCCAUUAGUACAGCUGGGAAGCGUUUCUGUGUAAGCAGGCACUAACCAAGCGGGUUUGCAAUCUCGAAGGGUCGAACGCUUUUUUCCUUCGGCCAAGUGAAAAUAACGCCGAAAAGAACGUUCUCUCUCGGCCUGUAGGGAUCUAUAAGGAGUGCCCCAAAGAUUGCAGGGUUUCCGAGUAUGAGCUGUUUAAAAGGAGCAACCAGAUUAAAUCAGAGUUUUUUGGUUAGCAUUGGGCUUUAUCUUGUUGAGUACAUCACUGUGUAAAGUUUAUCUCUCAUUGAUUUCGUAGCAGCAUAUUCUAUAUUGUUCACUGUCUAACAUUGUAGAUGGCAAAUUGCUCAAAUUGUUAGUUUGCCUAAUUAACGCUUUUGUAAACUUGCAGGAUUCUCGCUUAUCGUGGAUAAUUAGUUUGUUAUAAUAAUCAUGAGCCUGUCCUAUAUUUUACCAAACACAUAGUUCUACUUUAGUUACACCACUUCUUUAGAUAAACAUACUGAAAUGUGUCAAUUGAAUAUUAAUCUUAAAUAAACAACGAUUAACGAUA
Messenger RNA from Nematostella vectensis (starlet sea anemone), 2810 nucleotides. Its product is annotated as TNF receptor-associated factor 4. The record is from RefSeq and is a predicted model, not a curated record. Gene Ontology annotation, biological process: tumor necrosis factor-mediated signaling pathway; regulation of apoptotic process; positive regulation of JNK cascade. The transcript has 10 exons. The coding region runs from base 208 to 1695 and encodes 495 amino acids. Gene Ontology annotation, cellular component: plasma membrane signaling receptor complex. Lineage: Eukaryota; Metazoa; Cnidaria; Anthozoa; Actiniaria; Edwardsiidae. Gene Ontology annotation, molecular function: zinc ion binding; protein binding.